AUGCUGGAGACGCCGGCGCUCGCUGGCAGUGCGCGCUCCGCGCGGGCUGCAGCUGGAGGACGAGCGCGCCACCCGCACACCCACCUCCCCGCACUCCCGCCCCGAGCGAGGGCGCCCCGCUUUGGGCGCCGACUUCGGGGUCCGUGUUCGGCCUCCCCCGCCUCCGAGGAAACGCGCCAAGGAGCUGAGGAAAUCCGGCGCCGACUCUCCCAGCUGGCACCAGAGCCUUCCGCUUCGCCGAGAUCCUCUCCAGUGCUCCUGAGGACGCGAGCGGCUUCCCUAAGAGCGAACUUCCGCGGGCAGGGACGCCGGGAGAAGAGGACUCUGAAUCUUGGGAGCUGUCAGAGCAGGAGGAAUGUUUGGAAGUCAGAUGCAUCCCAGUUGUACGGGCACUCUGAGCGCCAGAACAGUCCCAAGAGUGACCUAGGCGUGCCUUCUUCUGCCUGCUGCCACAACAUCCUCAACUCCCAGCCCAGACUGGGCACUCCUGCUUUCUUUCCACUCUGUAGCCUUCCACUGGCUUUCCAGGAAAUCUUAUUGCUGCGAGGCAGAAUGGUUAGCGCCAGUUUGCAAGGGAGAAUGCUGAAAUCUUAUUGCUGCGAGGCAGAGUGGUUAGCGCCAGUUUGCAAAGGAGAAUGCUGACUAAUUAAGAAAGCAUCGCUUAAGUAUUUUGCACAUGUUAAGUACUCUUAAUUAACGAGUUGUUUGGUAUGAAAGGCAUAUGAUUUGGCACAUUGCCAUCCAGAUAUCCAAGCUAUCAAAGGAUGAAAAUUGAAGCAAGGAGAGGUUAAGUGACCUGCUGAAGACCACACAGCUGGCAUUGGCAAGUGGCAGGAGAGGGAUGUAAACCCAGGAAGUUUGACUCCAGAGCCUGCACUCCCAACCCUCAUGAUUGUACUGCCUCACAGGGAAAAGUAUUCUUACUUUUUUUUUUUUUUGAGGCAGAGUCUCACUCUGUCUCCCAGGCUGGAGGGCAGUGGUGCGAUCGCAGCUCACUGCAGCCUCGACUUCUUGGGUUCAGGCAAUUCUCCCACCUCAGGGAUUACAGGUGCAUAUCACCAUACCUGGCUAGUUUUUGUAUUUUUAAUAUAGAUGAGGUUUCACCUUGUUGGCCAGGCUGGUCUCGAACUCCUGAUCUCAGGUGAUCCACCCACCUCAGCCUCCCAAAGUGCAGGGAUUACAGGUGUGAGCCACUGCACCCUGCUGGGGAAAAUAUACUUUUAUGUGCAUGACCAUCAAAUUAAUCACCACAUUUUUUUCUUUUGAGCGUCAGACUAAAAAGAAACACAUUUCAAGAGACAUAUGCCUUCUGUAUCUCAGCGCCCACUUUUGAAAUCUUGAAGGUCAGAGCUUCAAAUGAGCCUGUGUUUGUCUGCAGAAUGCUGGGGGAAAAGGCUAAGGGAUGAAGGUUUUAUGUUGCGGAGCUCAAACCCAUGUCAGCCUUUCUAACCAUAACUAUUUAGAUUAUCCAUUUAUCUGAGCAGCUUAAAUGGAUUUAUAAAUAUUAAUUAAUAAAUUAUUAUAUUCACUCUCUGUAUAAUUUGUACGUAAAAUAAUAUUGCUGCCAUGAAAAAUAAUAUAUUACAUUUAGUAGAUGCUCCCAAUGCUUUUCAGCCUCUGGUCAUGUUUAUGUACCUCACAAGGCUCUGGACUUCAGUUGAUAUUGUAUAAAUGACUCCAUAUGACUAAACCAGAAUCUUUCUCUUCCUAAAGAUGCACAUCAGUGGAAAUUCAUAGAAAGAAAACCCAAGCAUUUUAAAAUGCAGAAAGGAUACUCAUUAUAAAUAAGAGCAUAGCUGCUUCCAGCAACUAAAAGAUGCACAAAUGGGUAGGUGGAGGGAGCUUUGUCACUACAAUCACAUACCACUGCCCACAGUGUGGACCCCACAUACGCUCCCACGUACAGCAUGCCUCAUCCCCCACUCAGAGUUAGACUUCAUGCAUGUUUCAUCUUCCUAGUCUUCUUUCCGUGGUUCUCAAAACAACUACAUAUUGCCCCGGGGCUGCCCAAGGUCUUGGCCUAUAUGGCAUGUGGCAAGAUGAGGGUUCACCUUGCCGUUUCCUGCCUUGUUCCUCUUCACUCUUGCCACUUACAGGAGGCAGGUCUUUGAUCAUAAGCAUCAGAGGUAUUUAUGAGAAACGAUUAAUACCAAGAAUAGAAGGGUUAAUGUGUCUUGUAAAUGUGUUUCUCUAAAUUGUCUAAACUCCUAAGAAGACACCCAGAAAGGGCUGUAAAAAUCUACCGAUACAAUCCUACCUGCACUUGCCUGUUGUGGGCGCCUGGAGGAUGGAAGCAGCUUUCCCAGAAGGGCAGGAGAAGAGUAGGAGACAAGAGAAAAAGAUUUCCAGACACCUUUCUAAGGUUGACUCAACUUGACCUGACAUGAACCUCUCCAGAAAACAAAGAAAUGUUUUGUAACAUGCUCUGGACUUGAAAUGUGUUGUUAACCUGACCGGUACAACUUCUUAACACCUUCCCAGGUGCUUCAAUCCAUAAAAAUUGAGUGAUCCAUAGAUGAUUUUUGCUUAGAUGGGAUCUCCUUAAAGCAUGUGCUGGAGAUGAGGUCCAUACUCCAGGGAAACUUCCAGGCCCUAGGACACUGUACUGGCUAGUUAGGACCUGAAUCAGCCCCAGUGAUCUUGGUGACUCCAAUGGCCCAGAAAUAUCCAGCCAUACUAUUCAUGCCUCUGUGGCACUCCACCUCCCUUUCUUCUGCCCCAUACACAAAAAUGCCAUCAUGUUCAUUUCUGUGAAGGAGAUAGAUACAAACUGGGCCUCCUUGUUUACACCCCUUAUCACCCCUACAACCCUUUAGAUCAAAAUUAGAAAGGCUAAGAGAAUAUUUACUUCUGUAGGAGAACAGAAAAGUGAAUUGUUGUACCUGAGGGAGUGGUGUGAAGUUAAUCAGCCUUUACCAUAGCACCCCAUGAUAGGAUUUACUCUUUACACCUUCACCUCUUCCCAGAUCCUAUCCUCAAAUGAAUGACUUCAGUAGUUGUACACUUCAUAUAAAAUGAGAUGCUCUUCAGGAAAUUAGUAAAAUUUAUAUGAUAAGUUAUUUAAAUUUCAUGUAGCCAUUUAGGAAUUCCAGUGAGAAGGAAGUAAGGAAGAGUGGGAGGAAGGGAGGCAGGGAGGAAAGACAAAGAAAAGAAAUCUAAUGAAGAAAUUUAUUUGAGGGGUAUGUGGGAAAUUGUCCUAUGUGAGUAUCCCUUGAAAUCCAGAAUUCACCACUAAGAAUAGUUCUAUGAAAAAUACUCUGGAUUCUGUCCUUGAUUUAGAAUGUCUUUAAACACAACAGGAGAUAUACUGUCUAUUCAAUAUUGGAAAAGAAAAAUAUUAAGUGACAGAUUGUAAUUGCAGCCAAAUGCUCUGUCUUCAAUUUGAAUUCUGCAGUAAAUUAUCAGGAACAUUGAAAAAAGUCGAUGUGACUGUGGCCGACCCUGGACUUGAUCAAUACUGUGUCAUGUAGCAAAAUAAAGACUCUGAGCAUUAUCGAGCAAUGUAUCUUUUGUUCAGCACAACUUUAAUGGCAAUGAAGAAACUGUUGCUGAUGAUGACAGGUCUGCAAGCUCCUGCAUGAGUUGAUGAUGACCAGGAGCAAUGAGCUUGCACACACACACACACACAACACAAAAAUUGGACAGUCCUGAGGGGGAAAAGAAUCAAUAAAAGUAGAUUUUGUCCAUAACUCCUACAUCCUUAGUGAAACACCAGCUUGUGAGAUUUAACCACCUCAACACCUGGGGCUUGCACUCCCAGACCUGGUGACCCAAGCUGCCUUCCAGACAUGUGCAGGUAGACACUGUUUCACAGACUGGCAGCAAACACACUUGGGUCUCAGUCCCAGCCUUAGAUACUCUACCUUGUACUACACCGUAUAUUGUUGUGCUGCAAGUGGCAACAAGAUAUUUUGAAACCUCUGGACUUGGACGUGUAUUCUGACUUUAUCUCUUGCUCUCUGAGUGACAAUGGAUAUCUUUGGUUGCCUAUCAAGUGCCUCAUCUCUCUUUCUUCUUUAUUAAUGGAAUCCUGAUUUUAUUUAGGUACUACCUCUUCCCCAUGCAUCCCAUGUGACUUAAAGGAAACUGUCCCAGGGAAGUGGGUCCAGAAUGGUCUAAAAUUCAUUCAGAGAAUAUGAAAACUAUUUUUGUCCAGAAGGGACACAUCAUGUAAAUUGAUCUAAUCUAAUUGAAGUAUUUCAGUCAGUGUCCAACAAAGAAAACAAAACCAAUAUAAGUAUCUAAAGUAGGGGAAUUUAAUACUGGUUAAACUAGCAAAAUUAGUUACAAGGCUGUUGAAUGGUAAGAGGAGUAAAAAGGAGAUAGUAAGUUUACCAGAAGAUUGUAGCUCUCCUGGACUAGAGGAGCAAAGAGGAAAAUGGGAUUACACAGAGUCCGUGAUUACUGCCUCAGGAAAACCCCUGCAGUGUCCAUGGCUGCCACUGCCAGUGGAGAUGUCAAAUCUCCCAGCUAGAUCCAAAGGCUGGGCACACCAGCUACCUCCAGAGACACCACCAGAAGCCAGGAAACAAAGAAAUCUUCUCCCUUCCUCUCAUCUUCCAACCUCCUGGCAGUGCCUCCCAUUAUGACAUUAUCUAAUAGGAAGCUAGGUAGCAAGGGAGUCUAGGCUCUCAGCAAGAUGGUCGAGAAGAGAGAAGGGCAAGAACGAAGCUGAAAUACACAGGCACUAUCCAGCACAGGAAGUACACAUGAUCCAUACACUGGGGAGAGGGUUCUCUCUCAUGCAUGUCAAAGAUAAAUAAAUAAGAAUGGCAGCCCAGUUUCUGGUGACAGCCACCUUAUGUCCGUGGGGAGAACCAGCCACAGGAUGCAGCUGACUUGAGAAAUGGCACAGCAGAGAGAACCUGCUUUCCCGAUGGCACUAAUGGGCCAGUAAAUCCAUCAUCUUGAAGACUUGCCUCCUUCUGGGCAUUCUAUUUUGUACAAAAACACAUUUCAUUGUUGUUUAAGCUGGCUUAAGUUUAUUACAAACUGCUAGAGGUACCCUAAGAUACAUUCAAAAAACCUCAGUUUCCUUAUCUGUCAAAUGGAGCUAAUAGCAUAAUAAUGACAUUUGGUUGCAUAACAGUGUUGUAACUGUUAAAUGGAAUAAUGCAUGUAAAGCACCUGGCAUUUAGUGGUCACCUGACAAAUGGUGGUUUAUAUUAUUUUUAUUAUUACUAUCAUUGUUAAUGGAGUUAACAAUAUUUCUAACUGUGUUGCCAUGUAAAUAUAGCUUAAUAAUAAAUGUGGUCAGCCACAGACUGCCAGCCCUCCAUCCCUGCCACAUACAGCUUGCCAUGCUGAGGCCUACACACCACCAUCCACCACACAGCCUCCACCUCCCUUUUUGGUCUUCCUUGUAAGAACACCAGAGCCACCACCAGGACCUGAAGACUGGAUCAGUCUGGAGCUUUUCACCUCCCAUGGCUCUACUUUCCAUACCUCACUAUGGAAGCAGUAGGAUGAUGUGGAAUGAAACCAUGCUGAGAAACUGGCAAAACAGUAGAACCAGUAAGGUGGCCUAAUCUUCAUAUCAUCAGGAAACCAGACCAUGAGAAUUAGGAGAGUAAGCUGAGUACAGAGGAAUACGUUUACAUGUUUUAAAAAGUGUUGAGUCUUUACUGAAAUUAUCUAAAUAGGCCACUGAAAUUACCCAGAUUACAAAACAACCCUGGGUUGUGUGACUUUCUUGAGAAUCAUGACCUGAAUAAACAGGUGUAAGCAGCUUGCACGAAGUGGCUGCCAUAGACUCUGGCAUGUGGAGCAUCUCUUUGACAAGGCUUGAGUUGCCAUCCUAGGCUUGGGGCUGGCAACGCAUGUCCAUGGGGUUGACUUUCCAUGGUCACCAGUAUACUACACACAUCUUUGGGUCAUCUGCACUCUUCCUAUAGACUGUGCCAAACCAUCUACCUGUUUUUCCCUUCAAUAUUUGUAUCGUUCUUUUCAAUAAAGUAAGUUGCUAGCAGAAAAAUAAGGAUGGAAUGAAACCCUAGCCCCAAACUCUUUGAGGGGAUGGAUUUGAAGCUUCCUCUUGUCUCCACCUUGGACCAGCCCAAUGAUUAAACAUCAUUUAACCAAGAGGGGUGGCUCAUGCCUAUAAUCCCAGCACAUAGGGAGGCUGAGGCAGGUGGAUACCUUGAGAUCAGGAGUUCAAGCCCAGCCUGGCCAACAUGGAGAAACUUUGACUCUACUAAAAAUAUAAAAAAUUAGCCAGGCGUGGUGGUGCAUGCCUGUAAUCCCAGUUACUUGGAGGCUGAGGCACGAGAAUCGCUUGAACCCGGGAGGCAGAGGCUGCAGUAAACUGAGAUCACAUCACUGCACUCGAGCCUGGGUGACAGAGCAAGACUUCAUUUGCAAAAAAAGAAGCACGAAGGAAGGAAGUUAGUUCCCAAAUGAUUCUGAUAAUCAACCAAUGUGGGAAUCACUAUUCUAGUUCAGUUUCUUUAUACUGCAGAUAAAGACCUUGAAACUUAAUGAGAAUAAGUGACUUACCCAAAGUCAGACACAGAGGAAGUACAAAAGUGAAAACUGCAAGUUGGGUUGACUGUCGGGUAGUUAUGGUCUUUCCACCAGACUAUAUUGAGAAUUCCUUUCUUCUCUCUCUUUUUUUCUUUUUUGAGAUGGAGUCUUCCUGUGUUGCCCAGGCUGAAAUGGAGUACAGUGGUGCGAUCUUGGC
This is a messenger RNA of Callithrix jacchus (white-tufted-ear marmoset), 6679 nucleotides long. NCBI's taxonomy places the organism in Eukaryota, Metazoa, Chordata, Mammalia, Primates, Cebidae. The record is from RefSeq and is a predicted model, not a curated record.